Daphnia carinata is the source of this 1821-nucleotide messenger RNA. RefSeq names its product eukaryotic translation initiation factor 3 subunit L-like (gene eIF3l). Gene Ontology annotation, biological process: translational initiation. The record is from RefSeq and is a predicted model, not a curated record. Bases 111 to 1733 code for a protein of 540 amino acids. Gene Ontology annotation, molecular function: protein binding; translation initiation factor activity. Gene Ontology annotation, cellular component: cytoplasm; eukaryotic translation initiation factor 3 complex. The transcript is spliced from 11 exons. Lineage: Eukaryota; Metazoa; Arthropoda; Branchiopoda; Diplostraca; Daphniidae.
GCAACUCUAAAAUCGAAGGAGUUGUGAUACUCGUGGAGAAUCUUUUCCUUUACAGUAUUCUCAAUAUUUCGUUCUAAAUUUCAGUCAACUGUUAUUGAAAGCUCACCAAGAUGUAUGCCGAAGAAUUUGAUGAUUACGAGUAUGAGGCCGAAGUCUACGAACCCACCGGGGAUCCGCGUCUUGAUGCCGAAAAUGAGCGAUACACUGGAUAUGGAAGUGCUCCACAAUAUGCUCAGUAUAGUAUGCCAGAAGUGAUCAAGAAAUUUAUCAUUUACUUCCGUGAAAUGGUCAACUCUGGAAAGUUGUAUGAAAUCCAGAAUGUCUACGAAAAUACGUUUCCAAAGUUAACUGAGGAACACUUCAAAUCAUCUCCAUGGCCAGAUGCUGAUGAGGUUUCUCCUCUGGUGGAUGAUGAUUUACCUUUCCUUAUCUUGUACAAGGAACUCUAUUAUCGUCACAUUUAUGCACGAAUUCAAGGAGGACCAACAAUUGAGCAGCGUUUUGAAUCAUAUUAUAACUACUGCCAACUUUUCAAUCACAUCUUGAGUGCAAAGAGUCCAGUGGUUUUGGAACUUCCCCAUCAGUGGCUAUGGGAAAUCAUUGAUGAAUUUGUCUACCAAUUCCAAUCCUUUGCUCUUUUCCGUUGCUCUCUUCACAAGAAAUCAGCCGAAGAACUAGAAUUUAUUAGAAUUAACCCAACACUAUGGAACAUUCAUUCUGUGUUGAAUGUGUUGUAUUCAUUGGUUGAUAAGUCUAACAUCAACCAACAGUUAGAGGCCUACGCUAAAGGUGAAGAUCCCGACACCGUAGCAGGAGAAUUUGGUCGCCGACCCCUUUACAAAAUGUUGGGUUAUUUCAGUCUUGUCGGUUUGUUGAGACUCCACUCAUUAUUAGGAGAUUUCUACCAAGCUGUCAAGGUUCUUGAAAACAUGGAGCUCAACAAAAAAACUCUAUACUCUCGGGUACCUGCAUGCCAAAUCUCGACCUACUACUAUGUUGGUUUUGCUUACCUGAUGAUGAGGCGGUAUGCCGAUGCCAUUCGUACGUUUUCACAUAUCUUGCUUUACGUCCAGCGCACCAAGCCGCUAUACCAGGCUAAAACGUACCAAAACGAUCAGAUUAACAAACAAACCGAGAAAAUGUAUGUUUUGUUAUCAGUUUGCCUCGUUCUUCAUCCCCAGCGAAUUGACGAGUCCCUCCAGGCAGUGCUAAGAGAGAAGCCUCAUGCCGAACGCAUUGUGCGAAUGCAAAAGGGAGAACUUCAAGAAUUCGAAAACGCUUUCGCGUUCGCUUCACCCAAGUUCUUGUCUCCCGUUCCUCCACCCGUGGAGGCACCACCUGCUGAUCAUCGCCGUGAACCAUUUCAACAGCUAGCCAAAGUUUUCAUGGAUGAAGUGCAACAGCAACUCACCUUGCCCACAAUUCGAAGUUAUCUGCGUUUGUACACUACUAUGCCUGUGGCCAAAAUGGCGGCUUUCUUGGAAAUGCCAGAGACGGAAUUCCGCACUCAUCUGUUAUGCUUUAAACAUAAGAUGAAAAACGUCGUAUGGACCAAGGGCACUUCGGGAUUGGACGGUGAACUGCAAUCGGGUUCUGAGGUGGAUUUCUAUAUUGACGGAGGAAUGAUCCACAUUGCCGAUACAAAAGUAGCUCGCCGCUACGGUGACUACUUUAUUAGGCAGAUCCACAAAUUUGAAGAAAUUAACCGCGUAUUAAAAACACAGAAACUUUAAACAAGUAUCGGGGAUAUCCAUUCCUUUGAAUAUUUACGUUUUACAUCUAAUGGUUUUCAAAGGCGGAAUACAUAAACUAAAGGAGGAA